AUGUGGAACCGGAAGGUGUUCAUCAGGAUCAUCGAAGUGAUACUUUGUGUUGCUUGUGUGGUAGCACUUAGGGUGACCGAUGAUGAGAGUCGAAGAGUAUUCCACUACUUGAGGAGUCGAAGCAGGGAAUGGUCCCUUUUGAAUAAUGUGACGUGGGGUGCAAUAGGCGCCGCACUAGCAACUGCGACCUGCGGUGGUUACAUAAUAAUAACAACGGGUCUUCUGAUCGCUGCUGCUACAGGAGAACUUUCUGGCCGAAAGACGGAAUUGUUCUUCCUCGGACUUGGUGUUAUUCUUUUUGGCAUCGUUGGAGCCUUAUCCAUGGCCUCUAUUGAGAACGUCCCUGAGAAUCUGAUAGAUAACGCCGCAGUCUUUGGGGCUCUGUGCUUAGUGACAGCUUUAGUAUUCAUCGCUGAUCUAUUGAUGGGCACGCCUAAGAAGAAGGUUCAGGGUAUGGCAGAACACUUGAAAAAUAAAACAGCAAAGCAUCUAGUGGCGGCGACGUUAACCACUGAAAAAGAAUCAAAGUCUCCAAAAUCGAACCCUAAAGUCUCAAACCAGGAUGACGGCGCUGUCAACGACGGCUUCGAGAAAGCAGAAGAACGUCACCAGAAAAGGUCACCUGAAGAUGUGUCCGAGGAUCCUCGAGGAUGGGAACACGAUCGUCCUACAUCGAAAGGGGCGCACAGAGACGACGAAACUGGGCGUUACGUACGCGAGGAAUCGGAUCGGAGAGAGUACACGCAGAACUUUGAGAAUGGACGAGCUCUCAGAGAUUCGCAGAGAUUUCGAAGCUCUGAGAUGCAGAAGAAUGGGAAACGGGACUCGUACACGAUAGAUCACAGAAAUGAGAUGCCUACAGUUGUAUACAAAGUUCAGGACAUCUAUCAACGACCCGUGGACGAAGUGGAUACGCCGCGGUUUCCAACGGAAAUGGACGCUAGACGUGAAACUAUGUUCGCGAAGGUUGUCAAUCCUGGUGUGAAGAUUAUGAAGGUCGAGCACGAUGUCGACGAAGCUUUCGAUUCUUACAGGUAUUCGGACAUCAGUCAGUACGAUAACGUGCCAAUUCGAAUGCGAGGCAGUUCACCCCACCACAAAAAGAAUCGUGACGUUUCGUUCAACGUUCCAUCACCUCCAAAGGGUUUCGGGAAGGCUUACGAUAAAAUCAAAGACGAAAUGGAAAUGCUCGAAGAGUGUUUCGGUUCCCUUCGAACGGCCAGUACCGGUACUCAAACGGCCGCAACUCGAGUGCCUUCUUCACCGACUGAUCCUGGUUACGUUCGACACACUGCUAAUAACUGGCCUCACGAAACGAAGACGAAAACACCUGGUAGUAGUCCUAUUCAUGCAAAAAAUUGAUCACAUGUGAAGGAACCAGCGAUCGAUC
Molecule: messenger RNA, 1390 nt
Organism: Dufourea novaeangliae
Lineage: Eukaryota; Metazoa; Arthropoda; Insecta; Hymenoptera; Halictidae
Exons: 6
Coding region: 1-1362 (453 amino acids)
Biological process (GO): septate junction assembly
Source: RefSeq, a predicted model, not a curated record